AUGACGCAACCAGCCAACAAGCCGACGGCGUCAGCCAACGGCACCGCGGUGAAGCCCAAAGUCGGCCCGCAUCCGGGCUUCAUCUCCAGCUCUAACCAGUACUCGUCCGAGACGCGCAUCCGGCGCAUGUUCCGUCACAACGGCUGCGACCCUGCGCGCGAGGACAACUACCGCCUGCAGGGCGUCCAGCUCAUUGACAAUGUGCGGGAGCAUCUCAAACUGCCCGUUCGAACCUUCGACACCGCCUGCAUAUACUUUCACAAGUUCCGCCUCAACUACCGUGACGCCGAGUACAGCUUUCAGGACGCCGCGCUCGCGUCGCUGUUUGUGGCCUGCAAGGUCGAGGACACCAUCAAAAAGUCCAAGGACAUACUCGCUGCUGCCUACGCGGUCAAGAACCCGGACAAGCCUGUAUCGACCGAUGACAAGGAGAAGGAGCAAAAUACUGCCCACGACAGCACCACUAAUCUCCUCGCCCCGCAGAUACUCGAACAAAACGGCAAAAUCAUCAUCGGCCUUGAGCGCCACAUCCUCGAGACCAUUGGCUUCGAUUUUCGCACGCGCUACCCACAGAAGCUACUCGUCAAGGUGAUCCGACGAAUCCUUGGCCCAUCCGUAGACACGACCGCCUCCGCCACCGCGCGUACCUUCUACGCCACCGCCUACGCCAUGUGCAUCGACAUGUACAAGACGCUCGUGCCCGUCAAGCGCACCACCUUUGCCAUGGCCAUGGCUGUUGUUGAGCUCACUGCGCGCCUCACCACCACCGGCGAUGAGCAGGCGCUCCUCCUCGAGCGCAUCGAAGGCUUCUCUCAGCGACGGCAACACUCGCAGCGCUGCGACGCCCGCGCACCCGUCGUCGAGACCAUGCUCGACCUCCUCGACCUCUACGUCCAGAACCACAAGGCCACCAAGCUCGGCGCGCGCUUCGACCUCGCGCGCUUCAUCGACAUCAAGAUCCAGCUCAACCAGGGCCUCGACGCCUCCGCCGCGCCGCGCUUCCUGUACCACUGCCAAAAGUGCGAGAUUGACGCGCCCUCCGAGACUUUGACAACUAAGAUGCCGCUGACGCUCGGCGACUUGGCGCUGUCGGCGCGCGGACGCUCGGCGCGCGGCCAGGAUGGCACCAUGCGCUUCGUCUUCGACCCAGAGGCCGCCAAGGCGGAGCACGACGCCGUCGGCGUCUUCUUCAACGAGGAGUACGAGGAGUACGAGAUGGAGAUCGAGGAGCCCGUACCGCCGCCGCCGGAGCCGCGCGGCCCGCGAGACGGGAGGGAGGGCGGCGGCGGCGGCGGUGGUGGUGAGGCCGCGGCGAUAGGAGAGGUGAGCCCUACGGGGGCUACCGCGGUGAUCGACAUCAUAGAGGAGGACGAGGUCGGCAUCACUAGCACGAUGGAGAAGACAAAAUUUGGAGGAGGGAGUCUUUUGGCUUGA
Messenger RNA from Cordyceps fumosorosea ARSEF 2679, 1434 nucleotides. Its product is annotated as cyclin. The transcript is spliced from 4 exons. Bases 1 to 1434 code for a protein of 477 amino acids. Gene Ontology annotation, cellular component: cyclin/CDK positive transcription elongation factor complex; nucleus. Lineage: Eukaryota; Fungi; Ascomycota; Sordariomycetes; Hypocreales; Cordycipitaceae. The record is from RefSeq and is a predicted model, not a curated record. Gene Ontology annotation, biological process: positive regulation of DNA-templated transcription, elongation; regulation of transcription by RNA polymerase II. Gene Ontology annotation, molecular function: cyclin-dependent protein serine/threonine kinase activator activity.